This is a messenger RNA of Petromyzon marinus (sea lamprey), 1483 nucleotides long. RefSeq names its product aminocarboxymuconate semialdehyde decarboxylase (gene ACMSD). Gene Ontology annotation, cellular component: cytoplasm; cytosol. Gene Ontology annotation, biological process: secondary metabolic process. NCBI's taxonomy places the organism in Eukaryota, Metazoa, Chordata, Hyperoartia, Petromyzontiformes, Petromyzontidae. The record is from RefSeq and is a predicted model, not a curated record. Gene Ontology annotation, molecular function: hydrolase activity; carboxy-lyase activity.
UGUGCCAAAACACCACAGCACACACAGCACAAGCGUGUCACGGGUGGACUCGUGGGUGGGUGCUGGUCACUUGUUGUUGCUGCAGCUGUCAUUAUCACAGUCGUCGUUGUUAUAAUCCACGCACAGUUAUCAACUAAAAAGUGGAAAAUGAAGAUCGAUGUUCACAGCCACAUUCUUCCUCGGGAGUGGCCGGACUUAACGCAGAGGUACGGCUAUGGAGGCUGGGUGCACCUGGAGCAUCACUCCAAGGGUGAAGCCAAGAUGGUCAAGGAUGGGAAGGUGUUUCGCGUGAUCCAGGAGAACUCUUGGGACCCGGCCGUGCGUAUCCGGGAGAUGGACCAGCAGGGGGUGACGGUGCAGGCGCUCUCGACCGUGCCCGUCAUGUUCAACUACUGGGCCCGGCCGCAGGACGCACACGACCUGUGCCGGCUCCUCAACGACGACCUGGCGGGCGUAGUGGGCCGCUUCCCACGCCGCUUCGUCGGGCUCGGCACUCUGCCUAUGCAGUCGGCCGCGCUGGCUGUGCAGGAGCUGCGCCGCUGCACUCUGGAGCUCGGCUUCCCGGGGGUGCAGAUCGGCUCGCACGUCAACGCCUGCAACCUGGACGAUCCCGAGCUACGGGCCGUGUUCGCGGAGGCGGAGGAGCUUGGCUGUGCUCUGUUCAUCCACCCCUGGGACAUGGAGACCACAGGACGCAUGGCCAAGUACUGGCUGCCCUGGCUCGUGGGGAUGCCAGCCGAGACUACGACUGCCAUUUGCUCCAUGAUAUUUGGCGGAGUCUUUGAGAGGUUCCCCAGGCUUAAGGUCUGCUUUGCACAUGGAGGUGGCUCGUUCCCCUUCACGCUGGGCAGGAUCCAGCAUGGCUUUGACGUGCGGCCAGACCUGUGCGCCGUGGACAACCCACACCCGCCACGUCGCUAUGCAGGCCGCUUCUACACGGACUCACUGGUUCACGACCCCCACGCGCUCCGUCUCCUCGUGGACGUCCUGGGAGAGGACCGCGUGAUGCUUGGAACCGACUACCCUUUUCCAUUAGGCGAUCUGGAGCCAGGGAGGUUGAUCGAAACCAUGGAAGAGUUCUCCCCACAGCUCAAGGACAAGCUCUUGUCUACGAAUGCCCUGGAAUUCCUGGGUGUGGACGGUGCUCGUUUUGGCUGAACACGCAGGCUGCAAAGCAUUCCUGCAGGGCCCUCCAGUCAAGCCUAGCCUGGUAAAAAGGUGAUAUUUCCAAGGCAAAGCAACCCAGUGUCAACUAAUUCAAGUACUUAAUGUUCUAUUUGUAGCACUUAAUUUGUAAAACACGGAGCAAAAUGUAUUGUUGAUUUUUUUGCUAAGAGCCACCGUCGAUUGUUGAAAGCAAAUCUUAUAUUUAAAAAAUGUAAACGCCAAGGGAAAUGCAGUUCCCUAUAAAAAAUGUUAGUAAAAAAAUCUUUAAAAAUGUAAGAAGCGUUUAAAAAUAUAUAUAUAUAUGCCACUUGAAACA